Gopherus flavomarginatus (Mexican gopher tortoise) is the source of this 2562-nucleotide messenger RNA. RefSeq names its product nicotinamide riboside kinase 1 (gene NMRK1). Lineage: Eukaryota; Metazoa; Chordata; Testudines; Testudinidae. The transcript has 9 exons. The record is from RefSeq and is a predicted model, not a curated record. The coding region runs from base 278 to 886 and encodes 202 amino acids. Gene Ontology annotation, cellular component: cytoplasm.
CAAGCGGAGGCGAGCCAGCUGCUGCCUGUCUCCGCGCGCGGGGGCGCCUGAGCGCUUGUCCCCCGGGGUACGGUGUAGGCUCUGUGCGGGCGGUGCAUACGCGCUGGCGGGUAGGGUUCCGCGGUGCGUCGGGCCGUGGAGGGGGGAACGAGUGACCUGGCUGAACAAUCGGUGCUUUCGCUGUAUAGCCUCGCAGUGCACUCCACCGGCCUGGGGAAGCAGCGACAGAGGCCUCGGCAGCUCAGUGGAAAGAAGGGAACUGGAUAGAACACAAAUUAUGAAGGUGUUAGUCAUUGGACUUGGCGGAGUGACAAAUGGGGGGAAAACAACACUGGCAAAACGACUUAGGAAACAGCUUCCAAACUGCAGUAUACUUGCUCAAGAUGACUUCUUUAAGCCAGAAUCGGAAGUAGAGAUAGAUGAACAUGGAUUUAAGCAAUAUGAUGUACUUGAUGCCCUUUAUAUGGAGGAAAUGGUGACAAGCAUACGCUCAUGGAUGAAAAACCCAACAGGCUCUUCUGUCUCAACAGCAGAAUCAAGGAGUACACCUGUCAAUCUGAGAAGUACAGAAGAAGUUCACAUUUUAAUAGCUGAAGGUUUUCUUCUGUAUAACUAUGAGCCUCUUAAUGAAGUAUGGGAUAGAAGAUAUUUUCUGACCCUUCCAUAUGAAGAAUGCAAGAGGAGAAGGAGUACCAGAGUUUAUCAACCGGCAGAUCAACCAGGAUACUUCGAUGGACAUGUAUGGCCUAUGUAUCUGAAACAUAAAAGGGAAAUGGAAGAAAAUACAAAUAAUAUCGUUUAUUUGGAUGGAACAAAAUCUGAGGAAGACCUCUUUUCAUAUGUUUAUAAUGAUAUAGUGCGGGAGCUAGAAGCAUGGAAAAAGUGAGCAGGUCACAGCAAAACCAUGUGAGAAGUUCGGAUUCUUUCCAGUAGGGAUUCAGGGUCAAUUUUAUGGUGUCUGGAUGGAUCACUUUGCCAAUCUAUUCUAUGUACAUCAGUAACACCAGUUUAUAGAAUCCAUAUUUUACUGUAGUGACUGCUAUUUCUGUUAGACUUAUAAAUAUUGAUGAAUAGUAUAGGUCAUCCAGUAGACUAGUGCAGUAUUUUUAAAGUGAUAGCCUUGCUCAGAGUGGCAUCUGUAAUCCUGUGACAAACCUCAACCUGAUUUAAUAUUUAAUCAUGUAGUAUAAGGAAUUUGAAAGUUACUUUAAUGUAUGGAAAUAUAGCCCUGGAUAUUUCAUAAAUAUACUUCCGUAGGUAUACGCUAUGUGUACAAUUUUAUAUGCAAGUAAAAUAUUUUUGGAAUUGAAAAUCACAAAUUCAAAGUGAUUGCACAUUAGUAAUAUAGGGAAAAUAGAAGUAAUAGCUCAUAAAAUAUUAAAUAUGAGUAUUAAAUGACAUGUGGUUAAAGAGGCAAAAGCCAUUUUGGGAAUAUGUAAAUAGAGGUAUUGCACUUGAGACCAGAAACAAAAUUCUUCCUUUUUCACAUGGUGUUUGUUAGAAUGCAUCUGGAGUAUUGUGUAUUGUUUGGGGCACUGUGGAAAGGAUAUAGAUAAUCUGAAGAGCAACUACUAAGCUAUUAGAAAGAGUUGUAGGAUAAGAACAGAGGUUGGUAGUGGGUCAGAUGUGUUAACAUCUGAUGAAAAAUGUGCAGCCUGGAAAAUAAGAGGUUUUGAGUUGUAAAAGAUUCUGGAUGACAAAUGCAAAAAAGAUCCUACAAAAGAGGAGAAGGAAAUAAUAAGAUUCUCAUUAAUCAUAAAUGAUUAAUUAGAAAUAAAUGAAAAAAUAAAUGUGAUUAGAGAACAGAAAAAUAUAGUUUAGAUCAAUUAAGGAAUAAUAGCAGCUUCCCAGUCAUAUAAAAAUAUAUAAAUACACACAGGGAGGACUUAAAACUAUUUGAAAACAAACUAUCUUUUGAGGACUGUCUAGAUCAGGGGUUGGCAACCUUUCAGAAGGUUUAUCAGUCUAAUUUAAGGUUUUGCAUGCCAGUAAUACAUUUUAACAUUUUUAGAAGAUCUUUCUAUAAGUCUGUAAUAUAUAACUAAACUAUUGCUGUAUGUAAAGUAAGAAAGAUUUUAAAAAUGUUUAAGAAACUUCAUUUAAAAUUAAAUUAUAAUGCAGAGCCCCCUGGACCGGUGGCCAGGACCUGGACAGUGAGUGCUGCUGAAAAUCAGCUCGUGUGCCAGAUAUCCCUGGUCUAGAUAUCUUAAUUCUACUCAAACCAAAGGUGCAAACCAUAUAACCUACUACAGGGUCCUUCCAGCCCUAAAAGUUCUAGAAUUGUUGACUUUCAGGAAUUUUGGUAGCACAGAAAUGUGUUUUUGUUUGGAUAUUUUUAGCCUGACGACUAUAAUAUGGUAGCCAUCUUGACUGUCUGAUCAUGAAUGCAAUAUUAAGACUGUUAAUAGUAAACAGAAAAUAUAUUUGUGGUGAUCUACUAAAACAGAAGCAUAGUGUAAGUGUAUGUAGAAAUAUGUUUAAGAUGAAAUACUUUCUAAUGUGAACUUCUGUAUCUCAAUUUUGUACAAAAAAUAAAAUAUACCCUAACUGUGUUUUCUCAAA